AUGCCAGGACUCACUGCCCGCAAAGGACCGGCAGUAUCACUGGUCCAAGAUCAGGACAUUGUGCUCACGACCGAAGCUGGCUUGUCUGACCUGUGCAUUACCAUCAUCGGCUCUGUCGAUGACGAUGGCGUCAAACAUGUCACAGACCUGCUCGUCAGUUUAGAUAUCUGCGCCAAGUCACCUUACCUGAAGGCUCUCCUCGAAGCUAGCAAGGAUAAGACAGAGCUUACCUUCGGUGGUGACGCCACAUCCGACUACGACGGUGAGAACAAGGAGGGUACUCUCAUCUGGCUCGCCCAUCUCCAUGAGCUCCCCGAGCAGCGACUGGAAGAGUUGGGUCUCUUCAAGGGUAGAGUCUCGCAUGUGGGAGUCUGGCAUGCGAUAUCGCUCUGGGACACCCGUCAAGAAGGCAACAUCAAAGAGACUUUGGGGCCUUGGUUCAACAAGUGGUACGAGAAGAACAUGGCCAAAGUCGACCUGACUGUUCCGACUGCUCGAGCCCUCGCAUACCCUUGCUAUAUCUUCGACCAUGCUGUUGGCUAUGCACGGGUCACCAAGUACCUCGCCUAUGAGCAUGUUGGACACGUCAAGGAGCGUCCGCCGAAGGGUUUCAAGGGUCCCAAGCACCUUCACAUCAACGAGCGCAUGUUUGUCGGUCCUCUAAACCAUGCCCGCGGAGGCCUCCGUAACUCUCUUCACAAGUCACUCUAUUCGCGCGUCGGCAGAAUCCUUCGUUCCGAGACUUCGCUGUGCUCCUGCUGGGAUGCCACUAUCGGUCGUUACCAGCUAGCCCUCACCAAGUGCGAUGCUUGGCCAGUCGACGAUGUCCUCAACUACUCCAGUAUCGGCCAGGUCGUACGUCGCCUCAAGGCUUUCGAUUACGCGUACACUGCGAAGUGCAAUCGCUGCCGUAGCAUCGACUGGGAGAGCACCGUCCUCAAGGCGAUGUCCAACACGCUCGGAUACUUCAAUGGCAUGUGCCUUGAUUGUAUGGACCGUAGCAAACCUCGCGGAGAUAACUUGGACGACGAGUAUGAGAAACACAACCGGUCCGUUGGAGGUCGCUGGGAUACAAAGUGCCGCAUCAAGCAUGGUCAACCUACCUGGUACAUAUCCUGGCUCGGUCGACCGGACCUCCGUGAGAAGAUUCUCCGAGGUCCUGACGGCUACCGUGCGCCGGAAGAGGAUUGA
This is a messenger RNA of Alternaria metachromatica, 1191 nucleotides long. RefSeq lists its product as uncharacterized. The transcript is spliced from 4 exons. Bases 1 to 1191 code for a protein of 396 amino acids. The record is from RefSeq and is a predicted model, not a curated record. NCBI's taxonomy places the organism in Eukaryota, Fungi, Ascomycota, Dothideomycetes, Pleosporales, Pleosporaceae.